Messenger RNA from Pseudozyma hubeiensis SY62, 3870 nucleotides. Its product is annotated as predicted ATPase. The transcript has 3 exons. The record is from RefSeq and is a predicted model, not a curated record. Gene Ontology annotation, cellular component: Smc5-Smc6 complex. Gene Ontology annotation, biological process: double-strand break repair via homologous recombination. NCBI's taxonomy places the organism in Eukaryota, Fungi, Basidiomycota, Ustilaginomycetes, Ustilaginales, Ustilaginaceae. Gene Ontology annotation, molecular function: ATP binding; ATP hydrolysis activity. The coding region runs from base 1 to 3870 and encodes 1289 amino acids.
AUGCGUACCGACCAUGUCCAGGUGGAACAGCCCUACAGCUGUCGAAGAUGCCACUUCCUGGCAAAAUGCCAUCAAUCAGAGCGCAUCAUCAGUAAAAGCUCUUUACGCCACUCAUCGCAGCGUCGCUUACGAGACGCUACAGGCUCAGUCUCUCGUCCCUCUGCAUCCUCAUCGUCGCAGAUACGCCCACCUCGUAGAGCGCUUGCGGAAGAGACCAACUCGCAGCCUACCGCCGCCAUGAAGCGUUCCAGAUCGCAGGCGGAGCUGUCCCAGCGCCGAGGGCUCAAGAGAUCUCCUUCCGCAUCGGCGGAGUUCCCCUCGCCUUCUCCCGCGCAACCGACACCUAGCACCAGCAACGGCCGAGCCAACGGUGUCAAUGGUGCGUCGAACGGUCCGCGUCGUUCCGAACGCGAUGUGUCCGGAUCUCCUUCCAAGCGCAGACGUGCCACCGCAGCAGAUUCAGCAACGGUCAAUGGUAUGUCACCGCGUCGUAGACGCUUCACAACGCGUAUGCUUGGCUCGGACGACGAAGACGAAGAUGAUCAAGCAGCAGCAGACGAUACGGAGCUGAUGGAUGCUCCUCCUGAGAGUCUCGUCCCUGCCGACUCGGAGCCCGCCACAGGUGCGGAACAAGACAUCCGCAAACGACGCUCUCCAGACAACUACCUUCCUGGAUCCAUUCGUCGCAUCGCUCUCUCCAACUUCCUCACGUACGACUUGGUCGAGUUCCGCGUCGGUCCCUACCUCAAUCUCAUCUGCGGUCCCAAUGGUACCGGCAAGAGCAGUAUCGCCUGCGCCAUUGCUCUGGGCCUCGGAGGCCACCCGAGUCUGCUCGGUCGUGCCUCGAACCUCGGCUCGUUCGUCAAGCGUGGCGAAACAGAUGGCUGGAUCGAGAUCGAGCUGCAGGCGUGGCCCGGCUCUUCCAACCCCGUGGUUCGACGUACCAUCACCACCUCGAGCAACAAAAGCGAUUGGUACGUCGACGGUCGCAGCACCACAAAGACUGACGUCCUCGCCAUGGUCUCCGAGUUCAACAUCGACGUCGCCAACCUAUGUUCUUUUUUGCCGCAAGACAAAGUGCACGAGUUUGCAAAGAUGACCGAUGCGAAGCGUCUCGUCGAGACCGAAAAGGCGGUCGGCGGAGCAAGGCUGGUUCGAUGGCACGACAAGCUGACCGAGCACGGCAAAGCGGCAGCUGAGAUCGCGAGCCGUCUCAAGGCGAGGCAAGAGGAGAAGGCGCAUCUCGAGCAACGCAAUCAGGCGCUGCAGGUCGACGUGCAGCGUUUCGAGGAGCGGCAGGAGAUUGAGCGGCGUAUCGAGAGGUUGGAGGUCAUGAUCGCCAUGGCUGAUUACAACCGAACCAAGCGUAGCGUCACCGAGCUGCUCGAGGAUCGCGAGAGGAAGCGUCAAGAUCUCAUCGACGCCAGAAAUCAGAGCGAACCCAUCCAGCAGAAGCGCAAGGACCUCGACGACAAGACGGCGAAGCUCGGACUCGAGCUCAAGCGGCUCGAAAGCGUCUACGUCAGCGACGAGAGGAAGCGCCGGCAGCUGGUCACUCAGGUCGAAGAUGCUGGGAAAGAGAUCGAGGCAAAGUUGACCGAGGUCGGAACGCUGACGCGCAAGGAUCAAGAUCGUGCACGACGAGUGCUGGAAUUGCGGAAAGAGAUCGCGGACCGAUCCGCACAGCUCGGGCCCGAGCCUGGUGUGCAAGACACGGCCGAGAUCGAGGCCGACAUGCGCAGCAAGAGGGACAAGCUCGGCGACUGCCAUACGCGACGCGGCGACAUCAAACGCCAGAUCCAGGACGUCAACUUCGAGAGCCAGAAUCUCGACAAGGGCCUGCACACGUAUCGCCAGCAGCUGGCGCAGCUCGACAACGUACCGCAGCAGCGGCUCGAGAAGAUCCGCGCUGCGGACGAAAACGUCUACAAAGCCGUCGUUUGGCUGCGCGAAAACCAACACAAGUUCCGCAAGACGGUGCACGAACCCGUGCUGCUCGAGAUCUCGCUCAAGGACCAGCGCUACGCUGCCGCUGUCGAGUCGUGCAUUCCGUUUGCGGUGCAGAAGUCUUUCGUGUGCCAGACGCGAGAGGACUACGAUCUGUUCACGAGCGAGCUGAUCGACCGGAUGAAGCUGCGCAUCACAGUCGCCGAGGUGGAGGGCAUCACGCUCGAUAGCAUGAAGCCGGACGUGCCGCGCGAAGAGCUGGCGAACCUCGGGUUCGAAGCGUACAUUAUCGACAUGAUUGAAGGACCUCACGAUGUGUUGGUGCACCUGUGCCGGCAGUCUCACCUGCACCGAUUGCCGGUGACUCUGAAUCCGAAUGUGGAUGUGGAGAGGAUCGAGCAAUCCGAGCGAUUCAGGAGGUUUAUCGCUGGUGGCGAGAAUUUCACCAUCAACGUCUCUCGCUACGGCAACGAUGCUCGGCAGACGGUUUCGAGGCGGAUCGUACAGCCGAGGAGUCUGGUCAACUCGGUCGACCGAGAAAGGCAACGAUCGCUUUCGACGCAGAUCCAACAGCUCACGGACCAGAAAAAGGUGCUCGAGGGCAAGACGCUCCAGCUGCUCAAAGAGGACAAAUCGAUCCAGACGGAGAUCGGCAAGCUCGAGCAGCAGAUCGACGACCUGAAGUCGGCGAAACGCGACUGCGUCGGAGCGCAGCGUUCGUGGGAGCGGGAAUCCGCGUUGAUCGAGAACCGACGUCGCGAGCUGCGGGAUAAAGAACGCGAGCCGUCUGCGGAGGAGAAGCGAGCGCGGUUGAUGAAGGAGAUCCGCAAGAUGGCGACGCGCCGCGCACAGAGGACGGAGGAUCUGUGUGCGCAGACGGUGCAGAUGAGCAAGGUGGCGGAUCGGAAGCACGUUGCUUCGCUGAGCAAGUGGCAGUGGGAUGCGACGGCGAGUGGGUUGGACAAUAGGAUCCGGGAUCUGCAGGAGACGGAGCGCGAGGUGGCGGCGGUGUUUGAGCAGGCGGUCGCGGCGCACGGGCGGGCGAGGAGGGAGGCGCAGGAGCUGAGGGUCCAGGUGCAGAGGUUGAUCGACGAGGCGGGGGAUCUGUUGGCCGGGCUGGAUCCGGAGGACCAGGCGUUGGAGGACGUGGAUCGGUUGAAUGCCGAGUUGCGCGCGGAGCAGAGCAAGCUCGAGCUGGCCGAGGGGGUGAGGCCCGAGGUGAUCGAUCAGUACCGCGAUCGGCAGAAGGAGAUUGCGGGGUUGACGGGGGAUAUUUCGGACCUGGUGGAGUUGCAGAGCAAGACGAACGAGAGGAUCGCCACGAUACGCGGCAAGUGGGAGCCGAUGGUGCGCAGGUUGGUGGGGGAUGUUUCGCGCGCCUUUUCUCGAGCGUUUGACGAUAUGGGUUUGGCGGGGGAGCUGAGGAUCGUGGAGGAUGAGGAUUAUGAGAAGUGGAAGUUGGAGAUCAUGGUCAAGUUUCGCAACAAGGAGGAGCUGGCGCCGCUGUCGGCGCAGCACCAGUCGGGGGGUGAGAGGACGUUGUCGACGAUCAUGUAUGUCAUGUCGUUGUUGCAGCUGAGUCGAUCGCCGUUUACGUUGGUGGAUGAGAUCAAUCAGGGGAUGGAUGGGACGGCGGAGAGGGUGACGCACAACCAUAUUGUCGGGUUGACGUGUAGGGGGGAAGCGAGCCAGUACUUUUUGAUCACGCCGAAGCUGUUGCCGGAUUUGGCGGUGAGAGAGAGGAUGAAGGUGUUGCUGGUGUGCAAUGGGGCUUUCGCUGAUGCCAGAGAAUGGAUGAUGCAUUGCUCGCUGUUCCUGCACACGCUACGAAUCAACACCGCACUUCGAAAACCAGAACUCAGCACUCGCACAUCCACAGAACAGCAGCACGACAUGCUGCAGAGACAAGAACUAGAGUUUUAA